AUGAGAUUAAGGCUUUCGACCAACAGUUGAAGGAAAUUCAAAGCCUUGCGGAACAAGGCGAUGAGAACAAUCCGCAAUACCCUGAGCUACUUGAAUGGGCGAGAGGCAAAAGUUUGAAAGAUUUUACGGCAGCCCUCGAAGAGCUUGAGGCCAAAUUAAACGUUCCGGGAUGGAGGAAAUCGUCGCGGAAGCUGCUUUGGCCUUUUCGCAAGCCGAAAAUGGAGCGUUACCUGGGCUUGGUGGAAGAGCAGAGAUCGAAACUGCAUCUUUUGCUAACCACAGCGACAACGUAGGUUAUCUAUUCUGCAAGAAUCUUACUUCUCCGCUUCCUUUUCGUUUUGGUAGCAAGACUAACCAGUGCUUUAGGAAAACGGUAACUAAGGUGUUGCGAAAACUAGACGGUACUUGGUCGCCUUAUCCCUAACCCUGACAAUUUUCUCUUGACUAAUACCAGAUAUUCCUAACCCCUAGAGAAGGAACUCCGAGAAGUACAGAAGUGGCUCAACGUCGUCGAUCCGGCUUCUAAUUAUUCAUCCGCUCUGGCUGUUCGUGAACCGGGUACUGGAGGUUGGCUGAUUGGGGGACCGGAGUACGUGGAUUGGAAGGAAGGCAGAGGGGGGGUUCUCUGGCUCCAUGGUAUACGUAUGUCUAGAGACGAGGGAAACAUUAUGCUCCGAAGAGUGUCACUAACAUUUGUGUCCUCUAGCUGGAUGUGGCAAGAGUGUACUGAGGUGCGAACCGGACAGGGUAUCCAGAGGUGCAAUAUAAUUUCUGUAUUACUAACUUACUCUUUAGCGCUACCGCUAUUGAAGAUCUCCAACAUCUGUGCAACGCACACGAUGAUUAUGCAUUAGCUUAUUUCUACUUCACCUUCAGCGACUCCGAGAAGCAGGAAUUGCACAAUAUGCUCUUAUCCCUUAUUGGCCAACUUCCAAAAAAGCCUUCGGAUCGGGGUUUGCCGGGUGCAGUUGUAGAUCUCUACAAUAGCACCAAGGCAAUUGGAAAGUCGGCGGAUACCACAGCUCUGAAGGGUCUGUUGUCGCAUAUUAUAAAGGAUUUCAGGAAGACGUUUAUCGUUCUCGAUGCCUUGGAUGAAUUCCCCAAGAACACACGAGAGAGUCUCCUAUCUUGGAUCGGUGAGCUUACGGCUAAUCAUAUGGUUGGCUCGCUCUCGGUUCUUGUCACGAGCCGUCCCGAGGCCGAUAUAAUGCGAACACUAGGACCACUAGCCGCUUUUCCAAUACCGCUACAAUCUAAAACUGUCGAUCAGGAUAUUCGGACAUAUGUCCAGAAAUCUCUAGGCGGCAAGGAUGGCUUCAAGAAGUUUACCAAAGAAAUAAAGAAUGAGAUAGAGGACACACUAGUUUCUAGUUCGCAGGGAAUGUAUGUUAUGCUCCACUAUUCAGAUUUUGAUUUACGCUGAUACAAGUGUGGGGGUGUUCAGGUUCCGAUGGGUGGAUUGUCUUCUGCGAAUUCUAUAGGAAUGCAUAACACCAGGAGAUGUGAGAACUGCCUUGGGAGAACUUCCGAAAGACUUAGAUUCUGUCUACUUGAGGAUCCUGGAAAGCAUCCACGAGAAGCAGGGGGAAUAUAUUCGGCGAGCGAUGCAUUGGCUCGCAUUUUCCGAAGUACCCUUGACGUUAGGCCAGCUUGCGGAGGCCGUCGUGAUCGAGUACGAUGUCGAGAAAUAUGGCGAGGAUCCCGAGACUGGGACUCUUUUCGAUGUGAAUUGUUUCAUGAGCAUUUGUCCUAGCCUUAUUUCCUUCGAGGAUGCCAGGGACGAUGAAUCCCCCCAGGAAAACAGACGAUUACGACUGGCACAUUUCUCGGUCAAGGAAUAUUUGAUCUCCGACCGGGCAGCUCAGGGCCCCAGUGCCAGCUAUCAUAUUUCGGAGGAUAAAGCCAAUUUACUGAUGGCUCAUUCUUGCCUUAGU
Molecule: messenger RNA, 1934 nt
Organism: Tuber aestivum (summer truffle)
Lineage: Eukaryota; Fungi; Ascomycota; Pezizomycetes; Pezizales; Tuberaceae
Source: the annotation of a GenBank genome assembly